UGGAGGCUACUGGAGGUUUCUGGAGCUUUGAGUGAUGUUGUCAGGUCGACUGGCACUGGUGACUGGUGGCGGCUCCGGCAUCGGCCGGGCCGUCUGCCAGGUGAUGGCUCGAGAGGGCGCCCGCGUCGUGGCCGCCGACCUCAACGAGGCCUCCGCCAAGGAGACGGCCGCGCUGCUGGCGAGCGCCGAGCACGUGGGCGUGCCGCUGGACGUGACGAGCGAGGAGUCGGUGGCGGCCGUGGUGCGCGGCGUGCGGGACCGCUACGGCGCGCCGGCAGACUGCGUCGUCAACAGCGCUGGAAUCACCGGCUUCAGCUUCCUGAAAGACAUGUCUCUGGAAACGUUUUCACACGUGAUCGACGUGAACCUGAAGGGGACGUUCCUUGUUACCAAGCUCGCCUCCAACGCUAUGAUCGAGGCCAAAACGGGAGGCUCCAUCACCAACAUGGCAAGCAUCCUGGGUAAGAUAGGAGCUAUCAGCCAGUGCAACUACUCUGCUAGCAAGGCCGGAGUGGAAGCCUUCACGCGGACGGCCGCCAAAGAGCUCGGCCGAAAAGGGAUCCGGUGCAACGCCAUUCUUCCGGGCUACAUCGACACGCCGAUGACAUCGAUCGCCUCGGACAAAAUAAUCAAAAUGGUGAUGCCGCUGAUCAUCCUGGCCCGGAAAGGGCGGCCUGAGGAGGUGGCCGAGCUAGCCGCCUUCCUGGCCUCUGACCGCGCCUCCUACAUGACCGGAGCCAGUGUCGAGGUUACCGGCGGAUACGGCCUGUAGGGAUAACGGGGAUGUCUGACAAUUUGUGCCAUAGUGAGGGAUAGAUAAAGUAUUUUUACGAAUUAUUGAAUCGGUAAUCGGUAUUUUGACAGAUGUCAGUUGUCUUCCUGGUGAAAGUGAUAAAGAACAAUGCAAUUUGUCAAAACUCAGGAACGGCUGGAUCGCAGAAUAAUCGCUAUGUGUAUUUUUAGGCUAGUUGUGUAUCAUGAAUGAUGAU
Amphibalanus amphitrite is the source of this 989-nucleotide messenger RNA. Its product is annotated as estradiol 17-beta-dehydrogenase 8-like. Lineage: Eukaryota; Metazoa; Arthropoda; Thecostraca; Balanomorpha; Balanidae. The transcript has 2 exons. Gene Ontology annotation, molecular function: oxidoreductase activity, acting on the CH-OH group of donors, NAD or NADP as acceptor. The record is from RefSeq and is a predicted model, not a curated record. The coding region runs from base 35 to 772 and encodes 245 amino acids.